AUGUCGUCCUGCGAUGGGCUCUCCAAUUCUUCUGGUUCUUCCCUCACCUGUAGUCCAAUCACCGAUCGCUUACAAGACAAUGGAGCCAGCCCAUCGCUUGCAAUUUUUGCAGCCACAGACCUGCCAUCAUCGUCUCAGAAUGAUGUCAUGAACGUUUCCACUACUGCUCUCUAUCUCGAGCGUUAUGCGUCUGAGCUUUUGUUAUGGCUGCAGCAUUCGACUACAGUGGUUCCAAUCGACGACGCACUUUUUUUCUUCGAAACGCGCCACCCCGAGCUCUUAGACGAUCUCCCGCUUCUAUUCGCGUGGCUCUCGCUCUUUUUAGCACAACACGAGGCUGCGUCUAACGUUAAGAUGACCGACAUGGCGCAACGAGCCUUGCUUCAACUUGAAAAAUCAGGAGACUUGGCUGUUAUAGCUGAGAAGUUUGGUCUUAAGAGCACGCUCACACUUCUGUUUUGGAGGCAUGAAAACGGACGUCAAGAGCUAAACGAGCAAAACGAGCAGCGAACAGACGAAUGUGUCGCCGGCGAAACUGGAAGCAGCAGAAGCCGAAAUUCCUUUCAGGACGUUGAUGGACUUUUACAGUGGGUACUUAGUCACAGAAAUAUGCAGCUUACAAAGCAGGACAUUAUUGAUUACGUAGUGGAAAGGUACCCGAUCUUUGCCGCCGCCAAGACCACAGCAGCGCUUAAGGUUUGGACAUCCAGAUUUAUAAAAAAACACAUUCCAUCGCAGCCAUUUCUCGCUACAAUGCCGCCGGCUGGGCCAUCACACCAAAUCGUCAUUUCUGAUGUUGAGACGCACGAUAAUGCAGCAACGCUGCCAUCGGAAGAAAUGGUAACGCCACAGCUGUUGCCCCAACCUAAGUCUUUAGACGAUAAAGUUGUGAAUCCAGAGACACGGGUAGACGCAUCGCUAGCAAACCAUCACACAGGCAAGCGUCGUUCAUGUUCAGGACGUUACAUGCUUUUUUCGAACGAGUUUAAGUUACACGCUAUCACGAUGCUUGAGGAAGGCAAAAGUGUGGCUCAAGUAACGGAAGAAUUGGGACUGAAGAGUUCGAAUUGUUUGCAUUAUUGGAAAAGUAUUCGCGACAAACUCAUUACGUCUGAGAAAAAACGCUUUCGCUUAGCUGGAGGAGGACGGCGCAGUAGCUGCGCUUUUGAAAAUGAAUUACUCUCGUGGGUUAGCGAGCGCCAUCAACAAGGCCAAGGCACAGAUGUAAAGGCUGUACUUGAAUACAUGAAACGGUCUCACUCCUAUUUUACUGACGGAAAAAAAGAACCGACACUACGCAAAUGGAUUUUACGCUUUUUCAAGCGAUGCUGGCGAAUUCCGUCUACGUCCAUCGAUUCUCGAGACGCAGAAAAAUCAUACAUAUUCGUCUAA
Messenger RNA from Plasmopara halstedii, 1392 nucleotides. RefSeq lists its product as uncharacterized. Bases 1 to 1392 code for a protein of 463 amino acids. The transcript has 2 exons. NCBI's taxonomy places the organism in Eukaryota, Oomycota, Peronosporomycetes, Peronosporales, Peronosporaceae. The record is from RefSeq and is a predicted model, not a curated record.